AUGGGGACCAUUAGAACUGGGUGCAAAGCUCAACUUAUGAUUUGCACGGUGGAUGGUAAAUUAUAUACAGUAAAGAGAUUUGUUGAUGGCCAUAAUCAUAAGUUUGUAUGUCCACACGAUAUUCAUAUGCUGCCAGCGUACAAACAAUUGUCAGAUGCCCAGGAGGAGAUGAUAUGGGAACUAGGCACUUUAAACCUUGGCCCUGUCAAAGGUUUCCAUAUAAUGAGGAAACGUUACGGUGGUUUCGAGAAUGUUGGCGCCAUGGUUGAUGAUUGCAAAAAUUUUAGGAAUCAAAUUUACAGCUAUAUAGGAGAGUAUGACGCUGACAUGGUGAUUAAUAGGUUGACCGACAAAAAACAGUAUUUAGUUGAUUAUUCAUUUGAAUAUUAUGUUGAUGAUGACAGACGGUUAACUGGUUUGUUCUGGGACGAUGGGUUAUGCAAGCGUAACUUUAUGGAGUUCAGGGAUGUGAUAUCGUUCGAUGCAACUUUCAAGACAAACAGAUUAGGUGUUGAAUAUAUCGCAUGUUAUACUUCAUUUGGUCGGCAGCCAAAGGUUGUAGUGACGGACCAAGACCCUGCUAUGAAACAGGCUAUUGAGGAGGUUUUUUCUACCAGCAGACACAGAUUGUGCAUGUGGCACAUAAUGAAAAAAGUGGCAGAUAAGGUUGGACACAAGUUGUGCAAUAAUGAUGAGUUUAAAAGGAGGAUGUGCGAUAUUGUAUGGAUUGAUUCCAUUGAUCCUGAAGAAUUUGUGAGACAGUGGAAGUUGGUAAUGAUUGAGUACGGUCUUACACAAAAUACAUGGAUUGAUGAUAUGUUUGCGAUGAGAUCCAUGUGGAUUCCAGCUUUUUACCGGCACGAGCCAAUGUCUGGACUUAUGAGAACAACAUCGAGAUCAGAGAAGUUUAUGAAUCAUUUUGACGGUGCAAUGGAUGUCCAAAGGUUCAAUCAUAGAAAGAAUGAUCACAUUUCAAGAUAUACUGAGCCUAAUGAUUGGAGCCAGACUACUUUGGAAAAAGAUGCUGCUAAGAUAUACACCAGGUCAAUAUUCUUUGAUCAGCAAAUAGAGAUAUAUGGAACUAUUACCGAAUGUCUACCGAUGGACACCAAAAUCGAGGGUCCACGGAUAAGGAUAGCGUUGAAAGACUUUAAAGCUCAUGGAGAUGGGUUAUUAGAGAUGUUUGGUGUUAAAGAAAUACCAAACAAAUACGUUAUGAAGAGAUGGACAAAGGAUGUUGUUCCGAAUGAAUUAAACGCCACGUUCGAUGUAAAGAUACUGAAAGGCAAACAACAAAAGAAGAUGAAGGGAGUCCAGAUUGAAAAAGAUCCCCGGCACAAAGCCAACGAAGUCGAAGACGAUGAAGAGGAAGAUGAGUUUGAAGAUUACAGUGGAAGUAGUGAUGAUGGCACUGCAGAAGAAGAACAGUGGGAGGAGGUUUCAGAUGAGGAAGAUUAG
Messenger RNA from Helianthus annuus (common sunflower), 1458 nucleotides. Its product is annotated as protein FAR1-RELATED SEQUENCE 5-like. The record is from RefSeq and is a predicted model, not a curated record. The transcript has 7 exons. NCBI's taxonomy places the organism in Eukaryota, Viridiplantae, Streptophyta, Magnoliopsida, Asterales, Asteraceae. The coding region runs from base 1 to 1458 and encodes 485 amino acids. Gene Ontology annotation, biological process: regulation of DNA-templated transcription.